AUGGCCCAGCCCCGAGGGGCCGUGAGCCCGGCGCCCAAGGCCUCUCGCGCGCGGACCGGGCAGAACCCGAGGGGCGCUCCGCAGCCCCGCCCCUCGAGAGUGGACCUCAGCAGCCUGGACAGGUACCGGGGCAACGCCGCCGUCGCCGCCGCCUCCCGGGAGUCCCCUUCCCACAGCUCGCUGAUGCUCUCCGGAGCGGGCUCCGGGCGCAGGCGGGGAGCUCUGCGGGAGCUGCUGGGGUUGCAGGGGGCGGCUCCCGCAGGGUGGCUGUCCGAAGAGCGCACCGAGGAGCCGAUCACCGGCGCGCCCGGAGGGCCAAGCGGGCCGAACGGCAGCGGACUGUGCCUGGAACCGCGGGAGCACGCGUGGAUUCUGGCGGCCGCCGAGGGCCGUUUUGAGGUGCUUCAGGAGCUGCUGGAGGCUGAGCCUGGGCUGCUGUUGCGAGGCGACCCAAUCACGGGGUACACCGUGCUGCACUGGCUGGCCAAGCACGGGCGCCACGAGGAGCUCAUUCUGGUGCAUGAUUUCGCCCAGCGCCGGGGACUGCCACUCGACGUGAGCGUCCCGGGCAGCGGCGGCCUGACGCCCCUCCACCUGGCGGCUCUGCAGGGCCACGACAUGGUCAUCAAAGUGCUGGUGGGCGCCCUGGGCGCUGACCCCACUCGCCGAGACCACAGUGGCCACCGGGCUUGCCACUACCUGCCGUCCAACGCACCCCUGAGGCUGCGUGAGCUGUCGGGAGCGGAGGAUUGGGAGACCGCGCGCAGCAGCGAGCGCAGCAACGCCAACAACAACAGCAGCGGCAGCGGCGGCGCUGUGUGGACGCUGAGACGGACCCCCAGCGCAACGAGCGCGACAACCACCGAGACAAAAACGCGAGCCGCGGCUCCUCGGGCCAAAGAGAAGGACACUGCGGGCAGCCGGGUGGCACAAAUCCAGGGCCUUUUCCGUCAUCUCUUCCCCUUCUUCCAAGAUCGUUGA
Molecule: messenger RNA, 981 nt
Organism: Urocitellus parryii (Arctic ground squirrel)
Lineage: Eukaryota; Metazoa; Chordata; Mammalia; Rodentia; Sciuridae
Gene: Sowahd
Product: sosondowah ankyrin repeat domain family member D
Molecular function (GO): protein binding
Source: RefSeq, a predicted model, not a curated record